GAGACACACCGAGCUCUAACAGCGGAGAGACCAGGGGGAGCUGUCCGAAAAAAUUUAACUCGCAUUUAUACAUAUUUGAGUGUUUAUCCUCUGCAGCCGGUUUGUUUGAAACUACAGACCUUAUGGUAACGACAGGAGUAAACGGUUCGAGGGAAAGGUUGUAGCUUUUUGAAUAAAAAUCAGCUCGCCAAAUGAACUCGGUCAGAGCGACUAACAGAAGAGCCAGGCGAGUGUCGAGGCCGCGCCCGGUGCAGCCCGAGAGGAAUAACGCACAAAGAGAUGAGGACAUUCCUGCAGAUAUGGUUGCAGAAGAAUCUGGUCCAGGAGCUCAAAACAGUCCAUACCAACUUCGCAGAAAAUCCUUGUUGCCUAAGAGAACCGCGUGUCCCACAAAGAGCAGUAUGGAGGGAGCCUCCACUUCAGCAACAGAAACUUUUGGCCACAGAGCAAAACGUGCAAGAGUGUCCGGGAAGUCUCAAGACCUUCCAGCGUCCCCUGCAGAACAGUAUCUUCAAGAGAAGCUUCCAGAUGAGGUGGUCCUGAAGAUCUUUUCAUACCUGCUGGAACAGGACCUGUGUCAGGCUGCGUGUGUCUGCAAGCGAUUCAGUGAGCUGGCUAACGACCCUAUUCUAUGGAAAAGAUUGUACAUGGAGGUGUUUGAAUACACACGGCCCAUGAUGCACCCAGAGCCUGGCAAAUUCUACCAGAUAAACCCUGAAGAAUAUGAACAGCCAAACCCAUGGAAGGAAAGCUUUCAGCAGCUGUACAAAGGAGCACACGUAAAGCCUGGCUUUGCAGAACAUUUUUACAGUAAUCCAGCUAGAUACAAAGGGAGAGAAAAUAUGCUGUACUAUGAUACCAUUGAGGAUGCAUUGGGAGGUGUUCAGGAGGCCCAUUUUGAUGGGUUGAUAUUUGUUCAUUCUGGUAUUUACACAGAUGAAUGGAUCUACAUUGAAUCUCCCAUCACAAUGAUUGGGGCAGCCCCGGGAAAGGUAGCAGAUAAAGUGGUUAUUGAGAACACUAGAGAUUCAACAUUUGUGUUUAUGGAGGGUUCAGAAGAUGCAUAUGUAGGCUACAUGACCAUUAGGUUUAACCCUGAUGAUAAAUCAGCACAGCAUCACAAUGCACACCACUGCCUGGAGAUUACAGUGAACUGCAGCCCGAACAUUGACCACUGCAUUAUUCGCAGCACAUGCACAGUGGGGUCAGCGGUGUGUGUAAGUGGUCAGGGUACAUGUCCUAUUAUCAAACACUGCAAUAUCAGUGACUGUGAAAAUGUUGGACUUUACAUCACGGACCAUGCACAGGGCAUUUAUGAAGACAACGAAAUCUCCAAUAAUGCACUAGCGGGGAUCUGGGUGAAAAACCAUGGCAACCCCAUUAUCAGAAGGAACCACAUCCAUCAUGGCAGAGACGUUGGAGUUUUCACAUUCGACCAUGGAAUGGGCUACUUUGAGAGCUGCAACAUCCACAGAAACAGGAUUGCAGGUUUUGAGGUGAAGGCCUAUGCCAAUCCUACAGUAGUGCGUUGUGAAAUUCACCACGGCCAAACAGGGGGCAUCUACGUGCAUGAGAAGGGCAGAGGCCAGUUCAUAGAGAAUAAGAUCUAUGCCAAUAACUUUGCUGGCGUAUGGAUUACAUCAAACAGUGACCCUACCAUUAGGGGUAAUGCUAUUUUUAAUGGAAACCAAGGAGGCGUUUACAUAUUUGGGGAUGGCAGAGGUCUUAUAGAGGGCAAUGAUAUUUAUGGAAAUGCCCUCGCUGGAAUUCAGAUCAGAACCAACAGCUGUCCUAUAGUCAGACACAACAAGAUUCAUGAUGGUCAGCAUGGAGGCAUCUAUGUGCAUGAAAAAGGCCAGGGUGUUAUUGAAGAGAAUGAAGUGUAUAGCAACACACUGGCAGGGGUUUGGGUGACCACAGGGAGCACGCCUGUCCUUCGGCGAAACAGGAUACACAGUGGCAAACAGGUUGGAGUGUAUUUUUAUGAUAACGGUCAUGGGGUGUUGGAAGAUAAUGACAUCUACAACCACAUGUACUCUGGGGUCCAAAUCAGAACUGGAAGCAACCCUAAAAUUAGAAGAAACAAAAUAUGGGGAGGUCAAAAUGGAGGCAUUCUUGUUUACAACUCUGGUCUGGGCUUCAUUGAGGACAAUGAAAUAUUUGACAACGCAAUGGCUGGUGUGUGGAUUAAAACAGACAGCAAUCCCACCUUACGCAGGAACAAGAUCCACGAUGGUCGGGAUGGUGGUAUCUGCAUAUUUAAUGGUGGGAGAGGAAUUUUGGAAGAGAAUGACAUCUUCAGGAAUGCCCAGGCUGGUGUUCUCAUAAGUACAAACAGUCACCCAGUGUUGAGGAAGAACAGAAUAUUUGAUGGCUUUGCUGCAGGCAUUGAGAUAACAAAUCAUGCUACAGCAACCUUGGAAGGCAAUCAAAUAUUCAAUAACCGAUUUGGAGGGCUGUUUCUAGCCUCUGGUGUUAAUGUCACAAUGAAAGAUAACAAAAUCAUGAACAAUCAAGAUGCCAUAGAGAAAGCUGUAAGCAGAGGUCAGUGCCUGUACAAGAUUUCCAGUUACACCAGCUAUCCCAUGCACGAUUUUUACAGGUGCCACACCUGUAACACAACUGACAGAAAUGCAAUCUGUGUGAACUGUAUUAAGAAGUGCCACCAAGGGCAUGAUGUUGAGUUUAUACGACAUGAUAGGUUUUUCUGUGAUUGCGGUGCAGGAACGUUGUCAAAUCCAUGCACGUUGGCCGGCGAGCCCACGCACGACACGGACACUUUGUAUGACUCUGCGCCUCCUAUAGAGUCUAACACGUUACAACACAACUGAGGCUCAACCUGUUUUCCAUCUCAGCACCCUGGUCUUUAACCUAACCUGUCUACAGAGCGAGAGCUUCUACCACUUUAGGCUUAGAAAGACUCCGUGCAAAGAGACGGGACAAUUAAAAAAAACAUUUAGACUUUUAAAUAAACUGUGAUCCGCGGGAAAAGAAAUCAUCUGCGGGGAGAAAUUGGACUCCGACAGUAAGAUGCCUCUUUGCUUGAUACAGACAUCUGUCUCUAUAUUGCUAAAAGUGUUCCGAAUGCAAACGGAAGCGAAAGAUUCCGUUUUUUUUUUUCAGUUUGCUUUUGAUCUGCAAAAAGUUGGGUUUACUAGAGCUGUGGAAGAGGUAAGAGCUGCAAAGAGAAGCAAUAUGUUGACUCAGGAUUCUGGAGAUUAAGAGAUGAGAUGACUGUGGCGUGAGGUUUGAACAGCAGAACGGUGGCAACAUCAAACCCAAUAUGUGCAGGUUUAAUUGGAGAGGUCCUUCUGCAGUUUUGUACAGAUAUGACAAUGGCCAGAAACACAUGGAGUGAUCACCCCUCCCCCAGAGAGCUUGACUGGAUAGGAGGUAGAGCCAUGAUGACAUGGCUUCCGUGGCAACUGUUUCUAGGUAACAGAUUUGCUGGUUAAUAUGUAUGGUAUAAAAAAAUUUAAAAAUUGUGGUUAGCACUUGCUUUUUUAUGUUAAUGUUAUUCUGAUCAACAAAUAUGAUUUUAAGGCUUUCUCAUGUAGUUUUGUAUUUUCAAGCAAAAAUCUUACAGUAUUUGAAUGUCUUUUAUUUUAUUAUAUAUAUUAUAAUUAUUAUUGUUAUUAAUAUUUUCAUUUGCGCAUGUUAGGCUUGUAAUCAUACUGUGUCUCAGCAUAUAAAUUCUUUCUGUGAAAGAGGAAUAGUGAAAAAAAUGAUUUGGAAAACUUAACACUACAAUGUCCUCCAGCUAUGGUUUUUGAUAAGCAAGGUGUGAAGCAUUUGUCAAUGUGUGGUGUUUUUUAAUUUAUUUUUUUUAUAAACUUUCCUCUAGCUGUGAUUCUUAAAGCCUACUUGUGGUUGAACCCACAGCUCAAAGUGUUUGCUUCAUAUUUCACUGCCAUUUACACCAAAUGGGAAAGUUUCCUUCCUUUCUUUUCUUAUUUUAAAUAAAUGUCUGCCUAAAGGUUUGGAAAGUGAUUUCUAAAUGGUUUUAAGUGCAAAAACGGUCCCAAUGAAAGUGUUGAAUACACUUGAACAGUUGUUAAUAUUUAUAUAAAGUUCAGCUUCUCUCCUGUUUAUUCUCGUCCAUUAUGGCGCUGAUGUUGACACACAUUUCCCCCAGGUUUUUUAGAGUAUGUUUUCUUUUGGGUUAUUGGCCCAUCCUGUGCCUUUUUGUUUUUGAGUGUUAAAUAGAAUUGAAAAACAUUGCUGGAGUUUGCUAAGUUUAAGGCCCUGGCCUCUUCUAAGCUGAAACACACGUCUCUACGGCCUCAUUGUCUUUUUGCCCCUCGAUUUCAACCCCAUCUCUGUGUAAUGUGGUGACUGUGGCUUCUCAUGCCGCCUCAAUUGUAUGCAUGUACCAUAACAUCUAGACUUAAUAUAUUGUGAAGUAUUCAAUAACCAUUAUGUAGAUGCUAGUAUGAAUUCAAAAAGGGUUUAAUUUCCUAGAAAACAAAAGAAAAAGGAAACUGGUCAUUUUUAAGAAAAUAAACUUUAUUAGAUCAA
Messenger RNA from Trichomycterus rosablanca, 4518 nucleotides. RefSeq names its product F-box protein 11b (gene fbxo11b). Gene Ontology annotation, molecular function: protein binding; zinc ion binding. NCBI's taxonomy places the organism in Eukaryota, Metazoa, Chordata, Actinopteri, Siluriformes, Trichomycteridae. The transcript is spliced from 22 exons. The record is from RefSeq and is a predicted model, not a curated record. Gene Ontology annotation, biological process: ubiquitin-dependent protein catabolic process; regulation of apoptotic process. Bases 192 to 2831 code for a protein of 879 amino acids.